This is a messenger RNA of Schizophyllum commune H4-8, 1540 nucleotides long. RefSeq lists its product as uncharacterized. Gene Ontology annotation, biological process: 3'-UTR-mediated mRNA stabilization. The transcript is spliced from 3 exons. The record is from RefSeq and is a predicted model, not a curated record. Lineage: Eukaryota; Fungi; Basidiomycota; Agaricomycetes; Agaricales; Schizophyllaceae. Gene Ontology annotation, molecular function: mRNA 3'-UTR AU-rich region binding. The coding region runs from base 127 to 1140 and encodes 337 amino acids. Gene Ontology annotation, cellular component: nucleus; cytoplasm.
GCCGAAUUAGCCUCACCUUUUACCUCCCACCAUCAUCACCCCAGCCCCUCCGUCCCCCGCCCUCCGCCUCCCGCCCCGCCUCUUCUUUCCUUUUUCCCUCCCCGCCCCUCCCCUCCGUCCCUUGCCAUGGCCGACACACAACACGGUUCCCCUUCCCCGCCACGCUCUGCGUCCCACUCCCCCGAGCCGCAGUCUCCCCCUCUCGACGGCGCGCUGCAGCUCCGUGCCCUCGUCAGCACCAAGGACGCUGGCGUCAUCAUCGGCAAGGGCGGGAAGAACGUGGCUGAACUGCGCGAGGUCACCGGCGUCAAAGCCGGCGUCAGCAAGGUCGUCCCCGGCGUUCACGAGCGUGUCCUCACUAUCAAUGGGUCUCCCGAGGGCAUUGCAAAGGCGUACCAGCACAUCAUCGCCCAGCUCGUUUCGGCCAGCGCCGGCAGCCCGGAGCUCGACGCCAGCGUCGUCGCGACCAACCCGCACACCAUGAUCCGCCUGCUGGUGUCGCACAACCUCAUGGGCACCAUCAUCGGUCGCGGAGGCCUCAAGAUCAAGGCCAUCCAGGAUGCCUCGGGUGCACGUCUCGUAGCACAAAAAGACAUGCUACCGCAGUCAACGGAGCGCGUCGUUGAGGUGCACGGCGUGCCCGACGAAAUCGGGCGCGCUAUAUACGAGAUCUCGAAAAGCUUGCUGGAGGAUUGGGAGCGCAACACUGGGACCGUGUUGUACCAUCCCCAGGCUGCAGAGGCAUCUGGAGCGGCUGCACGUCGUCCCAGCACCAAUGGCUUCUCCCCUGGUGCCCGCCGUCGUGCGAUCUCCCCAACGCCAUCUGCAGGAUCGCAGUCGACACCGAAUGCGCUCAUCCGCACGCAGAACAUAUCUAUCCCGUCGGACAUGGUCGGCUGCAUAAUCGGGCGCGGCGGCACGAAGAUCACCGAGAUCAGGCGCCUUUCUGGAUCCAAGAUCUCUAUUGCGAAGGCCCCGCACGAUGAGACCGGCGAGCGCAUGUUCACCAUCGUGGGCUCUCCGGAGGCGAACGAGAAGGCGCUGUACUUGCUCUACAACCAGCUAGAGAGUGAGAAGGAGCGUCGCGUUGGACGCGAACAGAGCCAGAACGUGGCUAUGCAGACGGAUGACGAUCAGUAGAGGCCCUCUUGUCCACGACCUCUUGUCUUGCUACCAUCCCUCCCUUCCGUACCCGAUCGUACAGUCAGUCAUCAGUCGCCUUGGCUUCGGGACCCCUCAUCCUCCCCUCUCCUCCGUUUUGAAGAAUCUUAUAGCCUUUUAUUGACCGAUUCCUCGGGUUAGUACAUAUGAUGGUCUGUCCUUCAGCUUGCCUGAAGCCCUCUUAUCGCUUAUCGUACUGCUUUCAUGUUUGGACUGCCCACCACCAACCGUACUCACGAUAUAAGUAAAAGUAUGCCUAUAUUGCUAAACACACAUACUUGGUGUCCUCUCUUGUAAGCAGCCACUGUAUUCUAACAUGUCAUUGCUGUGUCGACCUAAAGUUGCUGGCAUGCUGGAACUCGAGAUGAGUGUUGAGGGC